GCGGUCAACUACAUGUUGGUAGGUCCUGUAAUACUCUUACAUGCAAAAAAAUAUUACAUAGCGUAACAGAAGAAGAUAUUAUAUCACCGAUCUUGAUGUUUUAAACAGAGAAACGCGAUAGGGCUAUUGCAACGGAAAACAAGUAACGUUAGCUCAGCUAGAAUGCAAUGGUGUAUUCUGCAUGAUUGGGAUCUUAUUGUUUCACUUGCACAGUUUAAGUGCAAACAAUAAAUGACGUGAAUUUCUUUAGAGAUUGUUCUGUAUUGCAUAUUAUUACAAUGAUGGUGUUAAUAGAGUAUUUCAUUCAGCUUGUUGCUGUUGCUUGUGUUAAUCGUUCAUUGGGUAUUGAUCUGUCUGAUUGCAGAACAGCUAAAAUUGCCAUGAAGGGACUUUACUGCAAACCAGGAGACCAGGGUGAUGUGAAGUUUGUCUCACAGGAGACGAAUGUACCCACUAACAUUGGCGACCAUCAGGUCAAAGUUCAAGUGAAAAGCUGUGCACUAAGUCCAGUUGAUUUUAAGCUGUAUGAGGACCUCAAGCUUGAGAAAGAACAUGUCCCAGUUGGAAGGGAGAUUGCUGGGGUUGUUCUUCAAGGUUUACAUGGCGUGUUGUAUAUUUGACACCAUUACCAUUUCAAAUCUAAUCAAAUCAGUUUGACUGAUAAAUCUGAUGUGAUGCAUAUCCUUCUCCAGUUGGACCCAAAGUUACCUUUUUCCAGCCAGAUGAUGAGGU
Molecule: messenger RNA, 732 nt
Organism: Sinocyclocheilus grahami
Lineage: Eukaryota; Metazoa; Chordata; Actinopteri; Cypriniformes; Cyprinidae
Product: quinone oxidoreductase-like protein 1
Exons: 3
Coding region: 279-620 (113 amino acids)
Source: RefSeq, a predicted model, not a curated record